AUGAUCCCGACUAUCACUAUGGACAACGAAACUGACGACUUCAACGUCUAUGGCGCGUACUUCGCACCGCUCAGGUCCAGCGAUGGUAUGAAGAUGCUGAUAGACGGUCUGACAGGCGAGGAUCUUGCAGCAGUACCGGAGCACUGGCACACAUACACCUCUCCACCAGCCAGCGCCCACACGGCCCUAGCUCUCCUCUACACCUUCUUCACGGCUGCUGCACUCAUUGGAAAUGGAAUGGUCAUAUUCAUUUUUCUAACAACGAAGAGUUUGCGGACAUCUAGUAACUUACUGAUUCUAAACCUCGCAAUAAGCGACUUCAUUAUGAUGGCCAAAGCUCCACUCUUCAUAUAUAACAGCGCAUUGCGCGGCUUUGCAGCGGGAGAUCUGGGUUGUCAAAUAUUUGCUCUAAUGGGUUCCUAUAGCGGUAUCGUAGCGAGUAUGACCAACGCUUGUAUUGCUUACGACAGACAUUCGACUAUCACUCGACCGCUUGACGGGCGACUGUCACAAGGGAAGGCCUUGUUGAUGAUAGCUUGUGUAUGGAUAUACGCGACGCCCUGGUCGCUUCUACCACUGUUCAAAGUAUGGGGCAGAUUUGUACCAGAGGGCUACUUAACAUCAUGUACUUUCGAUUACUUGUCCAACACUUUCGACACUAAAUUGUUCGUGGCGUGUAUAUUCACUUGUAGCUACGUCUUCCCUAUGAGCAUGAUCAUAUAUUUCUACAGUGGGAUUGUCAAACAAGUGUUCGCACAUGAAGCAGCAUUGAGAGAACAAGCGAAGAAAAUGAAUGUUGAAUCUCUGCGUUCGAAUCAAAACGCCUCUGCGGAGUCUGCUGAAAUAAGAAUUGCUAAAGCUGCUCUGACUGUUUGCUUCCUAUUUGUGUCAUCUUGGACGCCGUACGGAGUGAUGGCGCUCAUAGGAGCAUUCGGUGAUCAGCGACUUCUAACACCCGGGGUAACUAUGAUCCCAGCCGUAGCGUGCAAAGCUGUAGCAUGCAUCGAUCCUUGGGUAUAUGCAAUCAGCCAUCCCAAGUACAGGCAAGAGCUUCAGCGUCGCAUGCCCUGGCUUCAAAUCAACGAGCCUGAUGACAACGUUUCAAACACUACCAACGGCACUACAAACUCUACAGCAGCGCCUACCGCCUAA
This is a messenger RNA of Danaus chrysippus (African queen), 1152 nucleotides long. The record is from the annotation of a GenBank genome assembly. NCBI's taxonomy places the organism in Eukaryota, Metazoa, Arthropoda, Insecta, Lepidoptera, Nymphalidae.